CUCCGGCCGCCCUCCCGAGCCGCCGGGACCGUUUCCGCGUGUCCUCCUGCGCGCGUGUGCCCCGCUGCCUGCGCGCGCGGGGUGUUGGGUUUGGGUGGGAUUUUCUUUUUUUUUUUUCCCAUGCUUGCUCCAGGUUUUCCUUCUGGUUGCCUGUGAGGGCUUUGCUCCUCCCUUCUGAAAUCCUAUAUUAGCUGUGGCCAAAGCCGGGUAAGGAACAGAGCUCAUUGUUGGCAAGUGCCGAUGAGCCUCGCAGAGGAGUGAGCAGCGGCUCCGGGGCUGCGGCAGCGAUCGCGGCACCGUCACGUAAGCGCCGGGGAAAGAGCUGGGGAAGCCCUCUCUAUGCUGGGUGACUUUUACUGACUGAUUUCGCCGCCACCUUUAAAGCAAAGGAAGAAAGAAGCCGGGAGGUGGGCAAUGGCAGACCACAUGAUGGCCAUGAACCACGGGCGAUUCCCCGAUGGAUCCGGCGGGCUUCACCACCACCCAGCGCAUCGGAUGGGCAUGGGGCAGUUUCCCACCCCCCACCACCACCACCAGCAGCAGCAGCCGCCGCCGCAGCAGCACGCCUUCAGCGCCCUGAUGGGCGACCAUAUACAUUACGGCGCUGGGAAUAUGAACGCGAGCAGCGGCGUGAGGCACGCCAUGGGCCCGGGGAGCGUCAGUGGAGGGCACCCGGCCGGCAGCAUGCCGCCCACCGCUCGCUUCAGCGGCUCCCAGUUCAUGGCCCCCCCCGUCGCCAGCCCGGGAGGGCAACUGAGCGCCAGCAUGCAGCUCCAGAAGCUGAACAACCAGUACUUCAGCCACCACCCGUACUCCCACAGCCACUACAUGCCGGACUUGCACCCCGGCAGCCACCAGCUGAACGGCAGCAGCCAGCAGCAUUUCAGGGACUGCAACCCCAAGCACGGCGGCAGCGGCGGCAGCAGCGGCUUGCCUCCCGCCGUCCCCCACGUCCCCGCGGCAAUGCUGCCGCCCAAUGUCAUAGACACUGACUUCAUCGACGAGGAGGUCCUCAUGUCCUUAGUCAUCGAAAUGGGGCUGGAUCGCAUCAAGGAGCUUCCCGAGCUGUGGUUGGGACAGAACGAGUUUGACUUCAUGACAGACUUCGUUUGCAAACAGCAGCCCAGCAGGGUGAGCUGCUGAUUCAUUUAAAACAAACAAAGGACUUUCUAUCGGUGCGAAUGAAAACAUUCCCCCAGACACGGUGUCUCACUUUUCAGGGCUUGAAAAGGUGAGAGUCUGGAAAGCAGAGUCAACUAUGCGCUUGUAUAAAUUUUUUUUUCUUCUUCUUUAAUCGCUGACACUUUUUUUUUUUUUGUAGCUUUUGACAUUCACGUCCCCUCCCGUAGUAAUAAUUUCUAGCGAACUCUGCCUUUUUAUGUUGGUCGCCCCCCUCCCCUCCUCGCACUCUUCAUUUCCUCGCAGUAACGUGCCCAUAAUUCCCACAGUGCUGAACUGUUAGAUAUUAAUCUUGGCAAAUUGCUUAAUCUUGUGGAUUUUGUAAACGAUGAUUUCCAAUGACUUGAACCGCAUUCAGAUUCUGAGUGAACAGGGGAAAAAAAAUAUUGCAUUAGUUGGUUGCAUGAACUUUGAAGGGCAGAUACUACUGCACAAAUGCUGCCAUCUUGCUUAAUUUUUAACUAUGCAUUGCAGUGCAGACUAAGAUUUCUUCUUUUUUUUCCUUUUUUUUUUUUUUUUACCUUUUCUGAAUACACUAAACUGGAAGCUUAACAGAUGUGGGCCAAACCUUUCCAGAUCAGGAAAAGUGAUACUGUUACUUUAAAAAAGUCUGCUACCCAUUCCCCCUCCCCCAUAUGUACAGACAAUAAUAUGGUGUGGAUGGAAUGUUGACUAGUGGCAAACAUUUCACAGAUUUUUUUUUUUAAUUAUUAUUUUGUUUCUGUCUUCAGCAUUUUGACACUGUGCUAAUAUAGUUUAUUCAGUACAUGAAAAGAUACUACUGUGUUGAAAGCUUUUCAGGAAAUUUUGACAGUAUUUUUGUACAAAACAUUUUUUUGAGAAAAUAUUGUUAAUUUAUUCUAUUUUAAUUUGCCAAUGUCAAUAAAAAGUUAAGAAAUGCUUUAGUUUUUCUAGAAGUCAUUUACCAAUAUUUUUCUUCAAAAUUCUUCCCCACUGUCCCUGGUAAGUAGAGCAUCUAUCCGUACAACCCUGUCAGUGUGCAAAAAGACAUUCCAAAAUAGAAGGUACACUACACCCAUAUAUAUGUCAUGGUGAACUCGGUAGGUGAGCGGGAUUUGAACAUCCUUACAGCAUAAAGCCUCAUACGUAACAUUGUAUUAUGCCUGUCAGUGUGGUUUUAUGAAAAAUAAAAGUUGCCGUCACGCAACUUUUUUGUGACUUGCCAACAUACUUGCUUUAAAUGUAGUUGUCCAGAGUUAUGAUGCAUAAAGUAUUUAUUAUAUUUAUCUAUUAAACUUGUAAUUUUAUAAAUCUGCUUUCAUUUAUAUAGUAGACUCUGUUCUUUUGUAUAUUUGUUAAUCUCACCUGGAAGACCUAUGUAAAAAGGUUGAGCACUUCAAGUGCAAGUCUUUGUAAUUUGGGACAGGGGGAGGGUGGUGGAUGUUCUCCUGUCCAUCUUGCCUCACAGGAUCAACACAGGAGGUUGCUGCAUCAAGACAGAUCUGCAUCACACCAGAGCUGGUUGAGUUUCAUUUCCAGUGACCUCGGAGAAAGGGCAUAUAUCCUUAAAAUACUCCACCGUGGGACAUCUCAGAUCCCUUUCUGCCAGAAAUUGCUACCAGAUAAUGCCACUGAAACAAAUUCAUACAGCAAUUCUACUUUAAAAUAAUUGUGAGAAAAACGCCCGUUCUUAUAAAGCAAUUGACAUCUUGCUCCUUUAGUGCCAACUUGUUGCAGCCUUCUGCCCCUGCUCGGCCUUUGGCAAAGCUCCUGCACAAGCUAUUACUUCGUUGAGGACUGUGGGAUCAGGACCCCGAUAAUACAUGUAAUCUUGUUUAGCCACGCUUCCUGAGUUCAAUACAGGAGUGAUACCACUAUGCUUUCUUUUUCCUUACUUUUUCAUCCACUUCUUCUGAAUUUAUUAGGAAGAAAACCAGCAUAGUGGAUGUAGUUAAAUUUCAUAACUGGGCAAGUAAAUGGGGCAGGAUAUCACCAGACAAUCGGAAUGUAAAUAGCAGUGUUUUGAAUUGAGCUGGGAAAUUAAACUGAUUACUAUUGCUAAAACUGUCCCAGCUGGUGAGAAAAGUGAUACUUUGCCUUACAG
Messenger RNA from Colius striatus (speckled mousebird), 3244 nucleotides. It is a transcript of the gene CITED2, whose product is annotated as Cbp/p300 interacting transactivator with Glu/Asp rich carboxy-terminal domain 2. Gene Ontology annotation, cellular component: nucleus. The coding region runs from base 415 to 1143 and encodes 242 amino acids. The transcript is spliced from 2 exons. Gene Ontology annotation, biological process: sex determination; left/right pattern formation; regulation of DNA-templated transcription. NCBI's taxonomy places the organism in Eukaryota, Metazoa, Chordata, Aves, Coliiformes, Coliidae. The record is from RefSeq and is a predicted model, not a curated record.